UGUCAUUUAAAUCAGAUAUUAGCGUGUUUGCCUCAUGUGACCAGAGUAAAUACAGUCACACCUAUAAAGUACUUCCUCUUACAUGUCUACCAAGGUGAACAACAAAGGUGAAAUGAAAGUAUUUAGGUUUUUUACUGCCACCUGAGUACUUGACAGUCCUGCAUUCCUAGCAUCUAGGCUGUAGUUUUAGACACGCCCACUUCUCAAGUCAAACCGUGCCUCCAGGUAGCGGGUCGACAUGGUACCAGAGAAUCAGGUCAGACUUCCAUAACCCAGACAUCAUUCCUGAAGAGGAAAAGCUUCAGAAAGUAGAACUGAUGGAGGAAUCCCACUAGGAUCUAAAACCUUGCCCCGCCCCCUGAGGGAGCGUGUCUCCGCCCCCUCAGCUCCUCUCCUGCAACACAACGAACAGGAGAGAGAGAGAGACGUGACUAGACCCUAAGCGUCCUGUUAUGCAACAGCUGACCUACUAACACACAUCUAGAGUCGGAGCGAAAGGAGGAAAUAAGAGGGAGAGGAGACGGAGGGAGGUCCAUGACGCGAGGAGCGAACCACAACAACACACCGUGGACGCGUUUACGCACCUACCGCAGCUGACGGCACACCGAUGAGAGCGGAGGCUCGCUGCAGCGGACGCGGUUUUCCUCAUUAAAAGCCCAAAAGCCUUUCGUCUUGCAGCCAGCGUCAAACAGAACCGACAGGCAAGCAGGGAGACAGCGACUGGCAUCCUGAGGUAGACAAGCCGGCCUACGUCCUCCUGGUUGAGUGGACAACUGGGACUCCUCUUGUCCAGCAGAGCACACUCCGCGGUCCCCACCUUUAAAAAAGCACAGAACAGAAAAGCAAAGGAGGACCGACCCUGAGAGUCAAACCCUGAAACUGGAUAAAUGAGGGCUACCCAUGUCCAACUUCUACUGUUCUUCAUCUCUUUGACUGACUUGGACACUUGACCCCUCACUCCGGAAGUGCUGCCAUCUCCGACAGCUAAAGUGUUUUCAUCACAGCUCCAGUUCAAACUGGCUGCUACGAGGCAAGAAUGGAAAAGCUCACUUCAGCGCUCAAAACACUCAACAAAAACUCAGGAAACAGCCUUGAAACGUUCAACAACUAUGAAGAGACGAUUCCUUCUGUCCCAGGGACGCCUCCUCGUCUGGGCCGUCUCAUUAAACCCAAGCCAAAUGUCUCCUGUAGGCGAAAGCGUCAGUUUAUCUCUGAUGAGAAAAAGGAUGCCUCCUACUGGGAGAAAAGGCGCAAGAACAACGAGGCCGCCAAGCGCUCCAGGGAGAAAAGACGUCUCAAUGACAUGGUUUUGGAAAACCGUGUCAUUGCACUGAACGACGAGAAUGUGAGGCUCAAGACCGAGCUGCUGCAGCUGAAGUUGCGUUUUGGUCUGAUUAGUACGGCCUCCUACGUAGAGAAGAGCCAGAAAGUGGGUAUGGGCAGCAGCACGGACAACGGAGUCUCUUCUAAUCAGUAUUACUCCAGUGGUUACUCCAGUGGCUCUCAGGUGAUGUUGAACUCUGAUUCCUCAGAAACAGAGCAGUCGGGGCACAGUGAGGGUCACAGGCAGUUGGUGAAGUACUCUCCACGUGGUUCCCUGUCCGACAUGUCUGAUGGCUCCUCAAGAGACAGUCCUGAACCGGUCCCUUUUGGGAUCAAACAAGAAGGUGACCAACUGGAGAUGGACAUCGCCAGUGGCACCACGACCCAGAUAAUGUUCAACAUUCACCGUGGUUUGACCUCUGUAGCCACAAGCCACCAGCAUCAGGAGACGGAUGCUGCAUACCAGAGCCAGCAGCAGCACCAAAGCCACCUUGUCCAGCAGCAGUCAGAAUCACAUCAGGAGCUCCUCACCUCCAUCACAAAGGUCAGCCAUGCUCCACCGAGUCCGCCUGCUACCCAAAGGAGUGUCAUUUUAUAUGGAGCCAGCAGUGCCUCCUGCCCUGGGGAGGCCCUCGCCAGGUCCCAGGAAGCGGGUCUGCGGCCAGCAUCAACGCCCAGCACCAACAGCAGCCUGGUCUGCAUCAGCCAACUGCAGCAAUCCGUCACAGAGGGCUCCAAGCAGGUGGAGGGGAAGACCUUAGACUCCCCCACACUUGAGCUGUCAGACAGCUGCGACGAUGCCAAAGAGAGGCAGGCGUACAGAGUUUGCCAGUUAACCCAUCCAGAGCAGCAGCAGUAUGCGCUGGACAGGAGCGAACCUUCUGCAGAGCAGCUGGGUGAGCUGCUGGAGGAGGGCAGACAUUCUCAGUUGUACCACCAACUCCAGCAGCCUCACCGAUCGUACCUCAGUGCACAAGACGAGGGUGGGCCCAGGGGGCAGGGCCACCAGUUUCCCUCCUCAGACAAGGACACAACAAGUGAUUGUGACGACAAAGAGGCCUCCACCGACAAUGAGGAGUCGCCGUCUUUAAGCAGUUUCCACCACCAGCGUUAUUCUUGCAUCCUCCAUCCAGAUUCUCACCUGCUUCAGUACCAAGGCUGGGAUCCUCAGGGGGAGGUAAGGGGCACAGCCUUGCCCCACAAACUCAGACUCAAACACAGGGCCAUGAGCACUGGGAGAUGUGGCCAAGACUCCCCAGCCUCUCCCCCCUCUAGUACGCCGCCUCCCCUUCCCCAGCAUCCCUACUUGUCCCUCUCAAUGCUGCAGAACAUUAAACGAGAGAGCCUAGAAGGAGCUUGCAAGCAGGUAGCAUCAGCGGAGGUGACAUGGAAGGAGAGUAAGGAACAGGGGGCUGGUGGACAACGGCACACGCGGUGAGAUGAACCAGUUUCAGUUUAGCACCUGAGAGCGGGAUGCCUCCUCCAAGAAUGCCUUCAUGCCUUUUCCUCCAAUCAGAGCCACCUACAACGUCUGGGAACGAUAUUCAGGGUUCUGUUGCCUUACAGAGGCGUGGUGUUUUGUAAGGUUGUGUGAUAUUUGUAAAUGUUGUACAGAUUUGUCAUUUUUACACCCUGGUCUCACACACAAGCACUUUUGUUUAAGUGAGAGGAGCGGAAGUCCCCGUUUUUCUACUUCACGUCAUUCAGCAGUUCCCACAGCACAUCACUGGAAGCACAUUUUAAAAGUUUAUGUAAAACCGUGUAUUUGGGACAUGUCCAACUGUAGAAGACCCAUUGGUGUGUAUGGUUCUCUGCCUUAAUUACAAUCCAAUGCAAACAGUCAGUCAACCAAAGAAGCAGCCACUACCCCUCCUACCUCUGUCCUCUCGUCCUCUACCUAACCGUCACUCCAAAAUCACUGCUGCGUUCAUGUUUUAAGCACUUGGCUUGUAUACAGAUGUGAAGUAAACGAAGUCCUGUAUCUAUCUGAAACAUGUUUUAGGAAAAUGGCAUGGAGCCUGCAACGGUAAGGACCGAUUCUUAGAGAGACCCCCGUCACACUUCCUGUACAGUCACUAGUACAACUCAUCUAACGAAGACCUGUGAUGAUGGGCACGCCUUGGGACGAGUCAUUCAUGUCUCGUUUACACAAAACUGGCUGUUCAGUUAGGAGCGGCACCGAAGGGAUGUCCUUCUCUGGGCUUUGGCUUCUUAAAGGUUUGGGUUUACUAACCAGCCUUUCGUUUCUCUGAGCUUCACUGGUGUCUGUUACCAUUCACAGCACCGUGUGUUCAUUCCCACUGUAAGGUAGAAACAAUCAAAAGCCUCAGAAUCCCAGACUAGGACCGUGGAGACCCGUUCACAUCACAUCAGCCCAGCGGUUGGAGGUUCUAGGCUGGCGAGGGAUCCUUGAAGGAAUUGGGUCACAUUUAUGCAAACACACAACAGUGCACUGUUCACGAGGAACCCCUGGUGAAAGACGUGCAAAGCUACUGUUUAUUUUGACAUCAUGAAUAUGGUUUAGUAGUGCGGUCAGCCAUGAGCACCAAGGCCCACAGCAGACUCUGGCUACCUGGGUCAGAAUGGAGGAAACGUCGAUGCUAACACAGAAAGCAUCCAUCCACGUUUCCCCGACGCCUCCGUUAGGCUCACCUCUUCAGGGGCGCCAUGGUUACUCAGCUACUGGGUUAUGAUGGUCAGUCACCUUCACUGGACUCUAGUUUAAUGUCCACACUUGGCUUUUGCUUGUGUGCAACGGUAAAGUUUCACAAACACUGUAGCAUUUGUUUUCUGGUUUUUAUGAGUAUUUUGAGUCGAGGUGGUGUCUCCUACCCUAACCCAUCUCCCCUCUGCCGGUGUGUGUUAAUCAGUAAUGUUUGUGCUUUUGAUGAUGGCUUCAUGGGAAAUGGUGGUUGCUCAAUGCCAUGUAAAGACACUAAUGUUCGUUGUGAACGACGGCAGCAUUUCAACAAAAUGAAUAAAUCAACUAAAUAAAUGGUUUCUGGUUU
Nothobranchius furzeri (turquoise killifish) is the source of this 4331-nucleotide messenger RNA. RefSeq lists its product as uncharacterized. Gene Ontology annotation, molecular function: DNA binding; DNA-binding transcription factor activity. Gene Ontology annotation, biological process: circadian rhythm; regulation of DNA-templated transcription. Gene Ontology annotation, cellular component: nucleus. The record is from RefSeq and is a predicted model, not a curated record. NCBI's taxonomy places the organism in Eukaryota, Metazoa, Chordata, Actinopteri, Cyprinodontiformes, Nothobranchiidae.